This is a messenger RNA of Arabidopsis lyrata subsp. lyrata, 4661 nucleotides long. Its product is annotated as DNA (cytosine-5)-methyltransferase 3. Gene Ontology annotation, cellular component: nucleus. The transcript is spliced from 12 exons. Gene Ontology annotation, molecular function: chromatin binding; DNA (cytosine-5-)-methyltransferase activity. Bases 207 to 4607 code for a protein of 1466 amino acids. Lineage: Eukaryota; Viridiplantae; Streptophyta; Magnoliopsida; Brassicales; Brassicaceae. The record is from RefSeq and is a predicted model, not a curated record.
UCCAAAUUCUUUGUCGAUAUCAAACUAGAUUCGAAGGAUUUUAAUAUUAAUUGUUUACUGAUAUAAUACAUAUGACGAUGAUCUAUGUGAUGUAGAAAAUAACUCAUUUGGAGGGGUUUGAUUACAUGUAUUCAUGCAAAAAAUUUAUUUAAAUUGCAUGCUAAUGAUUUGGAUAAUUUUGUUGUAAAAUUAGGUUUUUCUUGAAAAUGGAGAGAAAAGCUGGGAAACAAAAGAAGAGAAGUGUUGACUCUGAUGAUGUCUCUAGGGAAAAGAGGCCAAAGCGAGCAGCAGAAUGUACAAGCUUCAAGGAGAAAUCUCUACGUAUCUCUAAGAAAUCUGCUACUGUUGAAGCCAAGAAAGAGCAGAUCGUGACGGAGGAGAUCGUGGCAAUAAAGUUAACUUUUUCUUUGGAGAGCAAUGAUGAUCAACCUCGUCCAAACCGGAGGCUAACUGAUUUUGUUUUACUUGAUUCAAAUGGAGUUCCACAGCCUGUGGAGAUGUUGGAACUUGGUGACAUUUUUAUUGAAGGUGUUGUCUUACCGUUAGGUGAUGAGAUAAUGAAUGAAAAGGGUGUGAGGUUUCAAUCAUUUGGUCGAGUAGAGAACUGGACUAUAUCUGGGUAUGAAGAUGGUUCCCCGGUUAUAUGGAUCUCAACAGCGUUAGCCGAUUACGAUUGUCGUAAACCGGCUAAUAGCUACAAAAAGAUGUAUGAUUAUUUCUUUAAGAAAGCUUAUGCUUGUGUGGCGGUAUUUAAGAACUUGUCCAAGAAUCCUGAUACAAGUCUUGAUGAGCUUCUUGCGGCAGUUGUUAGGUCGAUGAUGAGCGGAAGCAAGAUCUUUUCUAGCGUUGCAGCCAUCCAAGAGUUUGUUAUAUUCCAAGGAGAAUUCAUAUAUAACCAACUCGCUGGUUUGGAUGAGACAGCCAAGAGUCAUGAAACAAGCUUUGUUGAGAAUCCUGUUCUUGUUUCUUUAAGAGAUAAGAGUAGUAACUUUCACAAGGCUUCGUCUAAUGUAGCUAUGAGGAUUGAUGAGAGCAAGGCCGUGACAUCUGAUCAACUAAUGGAUGAUGCUGAGGACGAGGACGUGAGAUAUACUAAGUUUAUACGAGACGAAGAGUAUCGUAAAUCUAUGGAUCGGGCCAGAAAUAAGAGAAGCUUAACAACUUCUGCUUCAAAUAAUUUUUAUACUAAGAUCAACGAAGAUGAGAUUGCCAAUGACUAUCCUCACCCAUCUUACUAUAAGAACACCGAAAAAGAAACAGAUGAGCUUGUACUUUUUGAUCCUGGCUAUGAGGUUGAUACUAGGUAUCUACCUUGGAGAACACUUCACAACUGGGCACUAUACAACUCUGAUUCACAUUUCAUAUCUCUCGAGCUUCUCCCGAUGAAGCCAUGUGAUGAUAUUGAUGUCACCGUCUUUGGUCAAAUAAAGGAAUGGACAGUUGAGAUUGGGGAAGAAAUGGUAUUUGUUAUAUUACGAACAGAUUUGGCCUGGUAUCGGCUUGGGAGACCGUCAAAGCAAUAUGCUCCUUGGUUCGAACCUGUUUUGAAAACAGCAAGGGUAGGGAGAAGCAUUUUGGCCUUGCUCGAGAAUGAAAUGAGGAUUCCUAAGCUUUCAUACUUAUAUGUCAUAAAAAGACUAAGUGGGUUAGAAGAGAAUGAUAAAGCUUACAUUUCUUCUAAACUCUUGGAUGUAGAGAGAUAUGUGGUCGUCCAUGGCCAAAUUAUCUUGCAGCUUUUGAGAGAAUAUCCUGGGAUCAGAAGGUGUCCAUUUGUUACUUGUCUUGCAAGUAAAAUGCAGGAUAUGCACCACACAAAAUGUAUCAUCAAGAAGAAGAAGAAAAUUUUGAAGAAGGGAAAGAAUCUGAAUCUAAGGGUAGACAUGCCACGUGUGGUAUCCAAGAUGAAAGCCAUGCAAGCGACAACAACUCGGCUUAUCAAUAGAAUUUGGGGUGAGUUUAACUCCAUUUAUUCUGCAGAGGAUUCGUCGGAGGAGAUUGUUGCUGAAGAAGAGGUUGAAGAGGAGGACGAGAAUGAAGAAGAGGACACUAUAGCAAAAGCUGCUAAGGUUCAAAACGCUGCUACUUUUAAGAAAAUAGGAAUUAUAUGGGAAGGUGAGACUCUGGGAACAACUCGUGCUGGUGAGCCUCUCUAUGGACAAGCCCUUGUUGGAGGUGGAAAGGUGGUUGUUGGUGGGGCAGUCAUCUUGGAAGUUGGUGAUCAAGAUGAGAUCUAUUUUGUGGAGUACAUGUUCCAGAAUUCAGAUCACUAUAAAAUGCUACACGGGAAACUUUUACAAAGAGGAUCUGAGACUGUUCUAGGGACCGCUGCUAACGAGAGGGAACUGUUCUUGACUAAUGUAUGCCUUACUGUUCAGCUCAAGGACAUAAAAGCAACAGUAAAUUUUGAGAUUCGAUCAAGGUCGUGGGGGCAUCAAUAUAGGAAAGAGAAUAUGGCUGCAGAUAAGCUUGACCGGGCAAGAGAAGAAGAAAGAAAAGCUAAAGAUCUGCCAACAGAAUAUUACUGCAAAAGCUUUUAUUCACCUAAGAGAGGUGGAUUCUUUAGUCUUCCAAGAAGUGAUAUGGGUCUAGGUUCUGGAUUCUGCAGUUCAUGUAAGAUAAGAGAGAAUGAAGAGGAAAGGUCAAAAACUAAACUCAAUGAUUCAAAGACAGGAUUUCUCUCGGACGGAAUCGAGUAUUCUGUUGGGGAUUAUGUUUAUGUAAUCCCCAACUACAUAACCAAAGGUAAGGGUAAAAGAAGGUCAAUGUUCAAGUAUGGUAGAAAUGUUGGGCUUAAACCUUUUGUGGUUUCCCAAUUACUGGAUAUUGUCCUAAAAGAACCCAAAAAAGGUAGUAGUGCUCCCUUUGAGGUUGGCCUGAGACGUUUUUAUAGGCCUGAGGACAUUUCUGCAGAAUUGGCCUAUGCUUCAGAAAUUCAAGAGGUUUAUUAUAGCCAGGACACAUAUAUCCUCCCUCCAGAGGCUAUAAAAGGAAAAUGUGAAGUAAUGAAGAAACAUGAUAUGCCCUUAUGCCGUGAAUAUCCAGUAUUAGACCAUAUCUUCUUCUGUGAACGUUUCUAUGACUCCUCCAAUGAUCAUCUCGAGAAGUUGCCUUCCAAUAUGAAGCUGAAGUUCUCUACUAUUAAAGAUGAAAAACUUUUAAGAGAAAAAAAGGGGAAGGGAGUAUUGAGUGAAACUGACUCUGUGAUGAGUGUGAAGCCUGAUGAGGUACCUAAAGAGAUGCGUCUAGCUACACUAGAUAUUUUUGCUGGAUGUGGUGGCCUGUCUUAUGGACUAGAAAAGGCGGGUGUAUCGGAUACAAAGUGGGCGAUCGAGUAUGAAGAGCCAGCUGCGCAAGCUUUUAAACAAAACCAUCCCAAAACAACGGUUUUUGUUGAUAACUGCAAUGUGAUUCUUAGGUUGUGCUGGGAUCAGUUGGUUGAGAUUAUUAAUGACAGGGCUAUAAUGGAGAAAUGUGGAGAUGUGGAUGAUUGUAUAUCUACUACGGAGGCAGCUGAACUUGCAGCUAAACUUGAUGAGAGCCAGAAGAGUAUUCUGCCUUUGCCUGGUCAAGUGGAUUUCAUCAACGGAGGGCCUCCAUGCCAAGGGUUUUCUGGUAUGAACAGGUUUAGUGACCGCUCUUGGAGUAAAGUCCAAUGUGAAAUGAUAUUAGCAUUUUUGUCUUUUGCUGAUUAUUUCCGGCCAAAGUAUUUUCUUCUCGAGAACGUGAAGAAAUUUGUGACAUUCAAUAAAGGGCGAACAUUUCAACUUACUGUGGCUUCUCUUCUUGAAAUGGGUUACCAGGUAAGAUUUGGACUCUUGGAGGCAGGAGCAUAUGGAAUAUCUCAACCUCGUAAAAGAGCUUUCAUUUGGGCAGCUGCACCAAACGAAGUUCUUCCGGAAUGGCCUGAGCCGAUGCAUGUCUUUAAUAAUCCGGGUUUUAAAAUCUCAUUAUCUCGACGUUUGCAUUAUGCUGCUGUUCAAAGUACUAAAUUUGGUGCACCUUUCCGUUCAAUCACGGUGAGAGACACGAUUGGCGAUCUUCCACCAGUAGAAAGCGGAGAAUCCAAGAUAAACAAAGAGGAGAUGAGAGGUAACAAGAUUGUUCUUACUGAUCAUAUCUGUCAAAAGAUGAACGAACUAAACCUCAUACGAUGUAAAAAAAUUCCAAAGACCCCCGGUGCUGAUUGGCGUGACCUACCGGACGAAAACGUGAAGUUAUCAAAUGGGGUUGUGGUAAAACUUAUUCCUUCUGGUUUGAUAAACAAAGCUAAGGAGCACAACGGUUAUAGAGGACUCUAUGGUAGGCUGGACUGGCAAGGCAAUUUACCCACUUCCAUCACCACUCCUCAACCCAUGGGGUGGGUGGGAAUGUGCUUCCAUCCUGACCAGGACAGAAUUAUCAGUGUUCGUGAAUGCGCUCGAUCUCAGGGGUUUCCGGACAGCUAUGAGUUUUCAGGAAAGAUAAAAGAUAAACAUAGGCAGAUUGGGAAUGCAGUCCCUCCACCAUUGGCGUUUGCUCUUGGUCGGAAGCUCAAAGAAGCCCUAGCUACACCUCAGGAGUUCUCGUCAACAGUACCAAUAUUAAAAGAACAUCCAAAUGAAUGUUAGAUUAUAUUGUCAUUUCAUUUUUAUUGGUAGCAAAAUCCUCUUCUGGAAACUCAA